AUGGGAAAAAUUAGCGGAUCAGGUGCAAACUCUGUCGAUCAGAGGGUCGCUUCUCUUUUGCAGGAUCUAUUGAAUGAAAAAAGCAGUAGAUCACAGCUGGAAGAACCCGAAGAUGACUCAAACUCCGUUCCAACUGUAGCUUUGGCUAGAGACCUACGAUUCCAGGAAGUAAUGGCAUACGUACAAGCCAAGGCUCCUCUUCUUAGGCGUCAAAAACGUGCUAUUCUAGAGAAGUCCGUGGAUGUUGUUUUGACUAGUUUUCGUGAGAAGGAAAGACAAGAAUUGGGCGACGAAUUACUCGACCAACAAUCAGAAAGUGAGUACGAAGAGACCGACCCAAACAAUCUCAUGGAGUCAAAAGACACCAAUUCUCUCAAUAAAUCCUUGGUUUCUUUGUGGAACAUGAAGAACUCGGUUGAGCCAGAGGAUGAAAAGGUUUCGGCUAAGAAGCGUGCUAAGGAUUCUAAGAACGGUGUGAAAAACAAGAAGGCCAAGAAAGAUAGAACUCCGCCCGAUAUUAAGCUAUCUUCUUUGGGCGGACUUCUGGCCAUCACCACACAGCUUAUGGAGUUGGUUGGUUUGCCAAUACUUCAUCCUGAAGUUUAUCUCUCCACCGGUGUGGAACCACCAAGAGGUGUAUUAUUAUAUGGCCCACCCGGUUGUGGUAAGACUACUAUUGCCAAUGCUCUUGCGGGUGAGCUCCAAGUCUCAUUUAUCAGCAUUUCCGCGCCCUCCAUUGUUUCCGGUAUGUCUGGAGAAUCCGAAAAGAAAUUACGAGAAGUGUUUGAGGAAGCAAAAUCAUUGGCACCAUGUAUUGUUUUCAUUGACGAAAUUGAUGCAAUCACUCCAAAGAGAGAUGGGGGUGCGCAAAGGGAAAUGGAGCGUCGUAUUGUUGCUCAACUACUCACCUCCAUGGAUGAAUUGACACUCAGUAAUACCGAUGGCAAGGCGGUCAUUGUUCUUGGAGCAACAAAUAGACCUGAUUCACUCGACUCUGCUUUGCGUCGUGCGGGCCGUUUUGAUAGGGAAAUACUCCUUAGCGUGCCGAAUGAAGAACAGCGUUGCUCUAUCCUAAAAACCAUGACGACCUCUCUUAAAUUGCAAGAUUCCGAGAACUUCAAUUAUUGGGAAUUGGCCAAAUUGACCCCUGGUUUUGUUGGUGCUGAUUUGAAAAGUUUGGUGACUGCUGCUGGAAUUGCUGCUAUCAAACGUAUUUUCGAAAGCAUGAGCGAGAUCGAAGAAGAAAAGCUCCUCAAAAGUGACAGCAUGGAUGUUGAUGGCGAGCUCGCAAAUCUUAAAUUUGAGAACAAGUCUGAAGCUGAGAAGCUAUCUACAAUUCAAAGGUUUUUACAUAUGCAUCCUUCCCCUUUGACCGAGGAACAGCUUGCUCCUCUCAGUAUCACAUACGACGAUUUCAAGACAGCUCUCCCGACUAUUCAACCCACCGCCAAGCGUGAAGGAUUUGCAACAGUUCCAGACGUUACAUGGAAGAACGUAGGUGCCUUAACGAAAGUUAGAAUGGAGCUUCAUAUGUGUGUUGUGCAACCGAUCAAAAAACCAGAGCUCUAUCAGAAAGUUGGUAUCAGCGCACCUGCUGGUGUUUUGAUGUGGGGUCCUCCAGGAUGUGGUAAGACCCUUCUUGCGAAAGCAGUUGCCAAUGAGUCAAGAGCUAACUUCAUUUCCGUGAAGGGCCCUGAAUUGCUCAACAAGUACGUCGGUGAAUCUGAGCGGGCCGUUAGACAGGUCUUUCAACGUGCUCGUGCCUCUGCACCUUGCAUUAUCUUUUUCGAUGAGCUAGAUGCUUUAGUUCCUCGUAGAACCUCAUCGUUGUCUGAAUCCAGUGCGCGAGUGGUGAACACUCUUUUGACUGAACUAGACGGACUCAAUGACAGACAGGGAAUUUUUGUCAUUGGUGCCACAAAUAGGCCAGACAUGAUUGAUUCGGCAAUGCUUCGGCCUGGUAGAUUGGAUAAAACUCUUUACAUUGAGUUACCAUCUGCUGAAGAACGUUUUGAUAUUUUGAAAACUCUUACACAGAUCAACAACACUCCAUUGAGCUCGGAUGUUAAUUUGCAAGAAAUCGCUCAGAAUGAAAGGUGCAGAAAUUUCUCUGGUGCGGACUUGUCUCUGUUGGUGAGAGAGGCGGGCGUUUUCGCCUUGAAGAAGAAAUUUUUCUUUGGUCAGAAGGUUCAAGAACUAGACGAAUCCGGGUUUUACGUCGACAGUCAAAUUGACAAUAGUAUUCUUGUUACAAGAGAAGACUUCAUGGGGGCUUUGAGCGCAAUCGUGCCAAGUGUGAGCGACAAGGACCGUGCAAAAUACGAAAGGUUGAAUCUGAAGAUGGGCUGGGGCGUCAUUCAAGAUGAAAAGCAGGAAAGUAAUACUCAAGAGGCUCUGUAA
Molecule: messenger RNA, 2400 nt
Organism: Australozyma saopauloensis
Lineage: Eukaryota; Fungi; Ascomycota; Pichiomycetes; Serinales; Metschnikowiaceae
Gene: RIX7
Product: putative AAA family ATPase
Exons: 1
Coding region: 1-2400 (799 amino acids)
Biological process (GO): ribosome biogenesis
Cellular component (GO): nucleus
Molecular function (GO): ATP hydrolysis activity; RNA binding; preribosome binding
Source: RefSeq, a predicted model, not a curated record